UUGGUUGCGUGGACGGAAAGCACGCGCGAUCCUAUUGGCCAACCCCAAACGCCAAGUCGCCGCAUUUUCUUUAUGGAUAUAGGGCAAAGUAAAACGUUUUUAAUGGGAUGGAGAAGUUAGGGGUAUAAGCCAAUUCAAACUUGCCACGUAAUCGAUACCGAAAGCAUCAAAGCAUCGAAGCCUGGAAGUUAUUCCGGUAACCACUCGGAAAAGCAGAGUACAUCCAUAGAAGCGGGCGAACCGACCGCCAAAAACUUAUAAAUUUCACGCCAAAAGACAACUCUUUCGUCCCUGCAGUCUUCAAAGAUAUCUUAAUGAAUUCAUUUGGCACUGCUGAAUCCACUGUUUCCUGUACAUCGGGAAACAAGACCAACUUCUUUUUCUGGAUUUUGGUCUGCUUGCUCCCAACUUUGCUUGGAACUACUGUUUUAUACGUCAACUUCCUCUUGUUUAAGGCCAUUGGCGGGAGUCACUCUUCAUCCAUUACCUUCUCUUCCUUUUUUGGAGAGAGCAACCCGUAAAAGGUCCUUUGCCCCCUUUGGAGACACUUUCUCCUCAUUUGAUAUAAGCAACAACAUGGUUUCCUCUAAUGUUUCUUCUUCCUUCCACAAUCACUUUCUUCUUCCAAUUGGACCACCUGAUGCUCUUCCCUCUGAUUAUGUAGAGUUUGAUUUUUCUGAUACGUUUGGCCCUGCUCCUUGCCAAGCCUCACAACAGGUUACUUCUGAUACCUCUAAAAAUUUGUUUGUUGGGCCAGAUUCUAAUGGAUCACUUUUUAAUGAUCCGGCUGUCAUUUGUAGUCGAUCUCAUUCAUUGGUUGGCCCCUCAAGUUUUGUUGAACAUUCUUUGAAUCUCAGUAAGUGCAUAUUGCAUGAUUCUGAUGGGGAUUCCUUGGAGCUCAUAGAAGCAGUUAUUGACAAAUCAGGAAAAGAACUCGUAAAAUCUUGUAUUGCUGAUAUUCAUUUGGACAAAUACAAUGGCAUUCACGUUGAACAGAAGCCUUUGAAAGAACAACAAGUGGGGCUUGAAGAUUUUGAAGUUCUGAAGGUUGUUGGCCAAGGUGCUUUUGCGAAGGUGUACCAAGUGAGGAGGACUAGUACUUCAGAAAUAUAUGCAAUGAAGGUCAUGAGGAAAGAUAAGAUAAUGGAGAAAAAUCACGCUGAAUAUAUGAAAUCUGAGAGAGACAUAUUAACAAAAGUGGAUCAUCCCUUCAUUGUGCAGCUCAGAUACUCAUUCCAAACCAAAUAUAGGCUUUAUCUUGUGCUUGAUUUUGUUAAUGGGGGCCAUCUGUUCUUUCAGCUCUACCGCCAAGGCUUGUUCAGAGAAGAUUUGGCACGUAUAUAUACAGCUGAGAUUGUUUCUGCUGUGUCUCACCUCCAUGCAAGUGGAAUUAUGCAUAGGGAUCUUAAGCCUGAAAAUGUUCUUCUAGAUGCACAUGGACAUGUGAUGUUGACAGAUUUUGGCCUCGCAAAGCAGUUUGAUGAAAAUACAAGGUCAAACUCCAUGUGUGGAACUUUAGAAUAUAUGUCGCCUGAAAUUAUUCUUGGCAAAGGCCAUGACAAGGCUGCAGAUUGGUGGAGCGUUGGAAUCCUGCUUUACGAAAUGCUUACUGGAAGGCCUCCUUUUACCGGUGGAAAUAGACAAAAAAUUCAACUGAAGAUUAUAAAGGAUAAAAUUAAGCUGCCAGCUUUUUUGUCAAGUGAAGCGCAUUCACUCUUGAAAGGGCUGCUACAGAAAGAUGCAACAAAGCGCCUUGGCAGCGGACCAGGUGGAAGCGAGGAGAUAAAAUCCCACAAGUGGUUCAAGUCAAUCCAUUGGAAGAAAUUGGAGGCACGGGAAAUUAAGCCAAGCUUUCUUCCAGAGGUUGCUGGCAAGCAUUGCGUUGCCAACUUUGACGAGUGCUGGACCAAUAUGUCAGUCCUGGAUUCUCCAGCUGCUAGUCCAAAGUCCAAUGACAAUCCAUUUAAGGGGUUCACAUAUGUGAGACCCUCCUCUUUUCUUGGGAUGAAGCCAUGAGGUGCUUCUCAGCCUUAGAAUUAGGGCUUGAAUAAUUGCCUUUAAAAGCUACUGCCAUGUUACUGCAGAUGGUUGCAUUGGCAGGACUGUGCAUUAGCUUUGUUUUUAUUUGGUAAGAUAGCUACAGGAUAUAUUAGAUUCUGUAAUGAAUAAUUUUUCCCUUGUAACCAAUUUUUUAAAAGAAAAAUAAAGUGAAAAAAGCAAAGCCAAUGAAGAUCUGCAUCGA
This is a messenger RNA of Jatropha curcas, 2242 nucleotides long. RefSeq names its product serine/threonine-protein kinase AtPK2/AtPK19. Gene Ontology annotation, biological process: protein phosphorylation. NCBI's taxonomy places the organism in Eukaryota, Viridiplantae, Streptophyta, Magnoliopsida, Malpighiales, Euphorbiaceae. Gene Ontology annotation, molecular function: ATP binding; protein serine/threonine kinase activity. The record is from RefSeq and is a predicted model, not a curated record.